Exaiptasia diaphana is the source of this 1873-nucleotide messenger RNA. RefSeq names its product dynein assembly factor 1, axonemal. The record is from RefSeq and is a predicted model, not a curated record. Gene Ontology annotation, molecular function: protein binding. The transcript is spliced from 15 exons. Lineage: Eukaryota; Metazoa; Cnidaria; Anthozoa; Actiniaria; Aiptasiidae. The coding region runs from base 73 to 1593 and encodes 506 amino acids.
UUUGGAAAUAUUUUGGAGUGUUGAGAAAAUUCAACCUUUUAUUUACAAAAUAUAACAAGAUUCCGAAUUAAAAUGCCUGCAAUAACGGAGCAAAAUGCAGAAGAAAAGCUKGAGGAUAGUUAUCCAAGAAUGACUAAGGAAAGUUUGAGGAAAAUUUGUAAAGAAAAGAAGCUCUACUUGACGCCUCAUCUCAACGAUGUGCUGUAUUUGCAUUUCAGAGGAUUUGCGAAAAUUGAGAAUCUAGAUGACUACACAGGUCUCAAGUGUCUUUGGCUAGAAAGCAAUGGRAUAGACACUAUUGAAAAUUUGGAGAAUCAAACGGAACUACGUUGUCUGUACCUUCAGCAGAAUCUACUUAAAAAGAUUGAAAAUCUUGAGAAAUUACAGCUGUUGGAUACUUUAAAUGUCAGCAAUAAUCUWAUUCAAAAGAUCGAAAACAUUGGUGUUUUACCAAAGCUCAACACACUUCAAAUGGCUCACAACAAGCUAAAAACCUCAGAAGACSUAAGGGAACUUGUUCAUUGUCAGCAUUUAAGUGUAUUGGAUUUAUCUGAAAAUAAGAUAGAUGACCCUGAUAUAAUAGAUGUUCUAGCUGAAAUGCCAAAUCUUCAUGUUCUAAACUUAAUGGGCAAUCCAGUCAUCAAGAAGAUAAAGAAUUACCGCAAGAAUAUGAUCAUCAAAAUUAAAAAUCUCAGAUAUCUAGACGAUAGACCUGUAUUUCCAAGAGAAAGAGCUUGUGCRGAGGCAUGGGUUGUAGGUGGAGUUGAGGCUGAACGUGCCGAAAGAGAAAGAUGGCUCAACAGAGAGCAUCAGAGAAUAAUGGAUAGUAUUGACUACCUUGGCAAGAUACGAGAUGAAGCUGAGAAACGCAAAAAAGAGAAACAGGAAACAAAUGAAAACCAACAAGUCAGCGAGGAUGCUUUAAGUGACAACUCAGAGGAAGAGAUAGAAGAACAAGAGGUAAACGAUGAGUUUAGUCACCAGUCUGUCGAUAAACUUGCCCAACAAGACACAGGGAGCCUGGAUCAACCAGUAGAAGAACUAGAAACCAUAACUGUACGUCCCAGAGAUACUAGUUCAAGUAUUUUUGGUAGUCAAUCAAAAAGACAAAUACAAUCGCAUGGAUCGCUGCUCACAGAUAUGCUAACAGAACAGCCAAGAGAAACUUCAUCGGAUAGAGUUCUAAUUACAGAAAUAAAUGAUGACGAAAUCGAGACAAUAAAAUUAAGUACAGAUGAAAAAUCAUCCAAAGUUGAUGACGAUGAUGAUGAGAGCCUUCCCAAUCUAGAGGAAGUAGACAUAACUGACCCAUUGUUCGUACAUAACUUCAAAACCAACGUUUCUCAAAAUAAGCCUCUUAUCCAAGAAAUCAGCAAACUCCACGAAGUCAAAACCACAAGCAAACCCAUGAUUGAGGUGUUAGAUUCAACGARCGAUACCYUCACARACGAGAAAGAAGCAAAAKCGCAUGGAUUUACUAGGGACGAACUGUCCAAGCUGGCAGAGACUGUGGGCUCAACAAUUGAUCGCGAACCAAUCAACAUUGAGAAAGAAAAAAGAGCAUUUCAAAGAAAAAUGGAUGCUUUGGACUAGCAGCGUGUGGACCCUUAGUCUAACGGGCGGUCGACUUAUUACGGUAGAUUCUAGUAUAAUAGCGUCACCUCGUAAAGUCGAUCGAUCGCAAUGUCAACCAACGUGCUUUUCAAAAAAUUCAUUCRAACUGUCAUUUCUUAAAAAGCGGGCACAUUACAUGUAAUAUAAUCUACAUGUUACAUAAUCCCAAAUACCUCGUACAAUGUAAAUUAAAAUAUUUUAGUCGUUUUCUCGAACAUUUUGCCGGGCCGAUAAGAUAUAUUCAUAAACAUUAAAAAAA